AUGUCGGCUCAGAUUCCAAUUGCCGUUCGUCACCGUGUGAGCGACAAGGCCAAGACGACGCUGGACGUCGUUGCCAAGUUUGUUGAGGAAGAAUGCAUUCCCGCCGAUGCCGUCUAUGAAGCCCAGAUUGGAUCUGGUGAUGCUAGAUGGAAAGCCCACCCCCCAAUUUUGGAAGACCUGAAGAAGAAGGCGCGGUCCCUCGGGCUGUGGAACAUGUUUCUGCCCAAAGGUCACUAUAAGGAGUCGCCGGGCUGGACGAAUCUCGAGUAUGGCCUGAUGGCCGAGUGGCUGGGCAAGUCGAGGACUGCCUCGGAAGCCGUUAACUGUGCUGCCCCGGACACGGGCAACAUGGAGGUGCUGGCCAAGUACGGAAACGAUGCGCAAAAGGCCGAAUGGUUGAAGCCCCUGAUGGAGGGCGAGAUCCGGUCCGCCUUUUUGAUGACGGAGCCCCAGGUGGCUUCGUCGGAUGCCCGCAACAUUGAGAUGAAGAUUGAGAAGGACGGUGAUCAUUAUGUGUUGAACGGACAGAAAUGGUGGUCCAGCGGUGCUGGCGACCCCCGUUGCAAGGUCUAUAUCGUCAUGGGCAAGAGUGAUGCCGGUAACCGGGACCCUUACCGCCAACAGUCCGUGAUUCUUGUGCCAGCGACCACCCCCGGCAUUACUAUCCAUCGCAUGCUUUCUGUCUACGGGUACGACGACGCUCCGCACGGGCACGGCCACAUUACUUUCAAGGACGUCCGCGUACCCGCGGCGAACCUCGUCCUCGGCGAGGGCCGCGGGUUUGAAAUCAUCCAGGGGCGUCUCGGUCCCGGGCGCAUCCACCACGCGAUGCGGACAAUUGGCGCAUCCGAACGCGCCCUGGAGUGGAUGCUGAUGCGCAUCAACGAUCCCAGGAAGACCACGUUCGGCAAGCAACUGCGCGAGCACGGUGUGAUUCUGGAGUGGGUGGCCAAGUCGCGCAUUGAGAUUGACGCCGCGCGCCUGGUUGUGCUUAACGCGGCCAUCAAGAUGGACGACCACGGCCCCAAGGCUGCGCUCACCGAGAUUGCCCAGGCUAAGGUGCUCGUCCCGCAGACGGCGCUGACCGUCAUUGACCGGGCGGUACAAUCGUUUGGUGGAGCGGGUGUCAGCCAGGACACGCCGCUGGCCUACAUGUGGGCGGGCAUCCGGACGCUGAGGCUGGCGGACGGGCCCGACGAGGUCCAUCUGCAGCAGAUGGGUAGGAAUGAGAAUAAGCGCGGCAAUGCAGUGGCCCAGAAGAUCGCGGCGCAAAAGGCCAAGUCAGAGCAGCUUCUGAAGCAGUACGGGGUAGAGCGCAUCGAGAUUGGGUCCAACAUCAAGCAUUAA
Molecule: messenger RNA, 1347 nt
Organism: Dichotomopilus funicola
Lineage: Eukaryota; Fungi; Ascomycota; Sordariomycetes; Sordariales; Chaetomiaceae
Product: acyl-CoA dehydrogenase/oxidase
Exons: 4
Coding region: 1-1347 (448 amino acids)
Biological process (GO): fatty acid beta-oxidation using acyl-CoA dehydrogenase
Cellular component (GO): cytoplasm
Molecular function (GO): flavin adenine dinucleotide binding; acyl-CoA dehydrogenase activity
Source: RefSeq, a predicted model, not a curated record